GAAGCCCAUGGUCUCUCCCUUUCCCCCCUAUAAAAAGUAUCGCUUUCCACAUUUUUCUAUACAGACCUCCAAACCCUGACCGAACCGAGAAGUUUCCAGAAAAAAAGGGGGUUUUAGAGGGAAAAUGAGCAGCUCGGGUUUCUCAUGGGAGUUGGCGGUUCAUCCGAAGCUGCCGAAGGGGAAGACGGUGGCUGUAGUUGUUCUGGAUGGAUGGGGCGAGGCGGAUCCCGAUAGGUAUAACUGUAUUCAUGUCGCCAAGACGCCGACCAUGGAUUCGCUCAGAAAUGGUGCCCCUGAGAGAUGGAGAUUGGUAAGGGCUCAUGGCACUGCGGUGGGACUUCCCACUGAGGAUGACAUGGGUAACAGUGAAGUAGGUCACAAUGCGUUGGGUGCUGGCCGGAUAUAUGCUCAAGGUGCUAAGCUGGUUGACCUGGCUCUUGCCUCUGGGAAGAUUUAUGAAGGAGAAGGCUUUAAUUACAUCAAGGAAUGCUUUGAGCAAGGUACUCUGCAUCUAAUAGGUUUAUUGAGUGAUGGGGGUGUCCACUCUCGGCUUGACCAGUUACAGCUGUUGCUGAAAGGUGCCAGUGAGCAUGGUGCCAAAAGAAUUCGAGUGCAUAUUCUUACUGAUGGUCGUGAUGUUUUGGAUGGAUCAAGUGUAGGGUUUGUAGAAACACUUGAAAAUACCCUUCUGCAGUUGCGAGAGAAAGGUAUUGAUGCACAAAUUGCUUCUGGUGGUGGGCGGAUGUAUGUUACCAUGGACCGCUAUGAGAAUGACUGGAGCGUUGUGAAACGUGGCUGGGAUGCCCAGGUUCUAGGUGAAGCACCUUUCAAGUUUCGUAAUGCCAUUGAAGCUGUGAAAGAACUCCGGAAGGAUCCCAAAGCCAAUGACCAGUACUUGCCUCCUUUUGUUAUAGUUGAUGAGAAUGGGAAAGCAGUUGGACCUAUAGUGGAUGGUGAUGCAGUGGUAACAUUUAACUUCCGAGCAGACCGUAUGACUAUGCUUGCUAAAGCACUUGAAUAUGAAGAUUUCGACAAAUUCGACAGAAGUUUCGUUUUCCAAAGUUCGAUAUGUCGGAUGCUUCAGUAUGAUAAUGGUGAUUUGAAGCUUCCUAGUCAUUACCUUGUUUCUCCUCCAGAGAUAGAGAGAACCUCGGGUGAAUACUUGGUGCACAAUGACAUCCGGACUUUUGCUUGCAGUGAGACUGUCAAAUUUGGUCAUGUCACAUUUUUCUGGAACGGUAACCGUUCUGGGUAUUUUGAUGCAAGCAUGGAGGAAUAUGUUGAAAUUCCAAGUGAUAGUGGAAUCACAUUUAAUGUUCAGCCGAAAAUGAAGGCUUUGGAAAUAGCUUUACAGCUUUAUGGGUCUUUACUAAAUUUCUAUUUUCAGGUUCGUGUUAACCUUCCUAAUGGAGAUAUGGUGGGACAUACUGGUGAUAUAGAGGCUACCGUUGUGGCUUGCGAGGCUGCUGACAAAGCAGUUAAGAUGAUUCUAGAUGCCAUAGAAGAAGUGGGUGGGAUCUAUGUUGUCACUGCUGAUCAUGGAAAUGCUGAAGACAUGGUAAAGAGAGACAAAUCUGGGAAACCUCAGCUUGACAAAUCGGGGAACAUUCAGAUUCUCACAUCCCAUACUCUUCAACCAGUUCCGAUUGCCAUUGGAGGCCCCGGACUUGCACCAGGAGUCAGAUUCCGCAAAGAUGUACCAAACGGUGGUCUUGCCAAUGUUGCUGCAACCAUCAUGAACCUCCAUGGUAUUGAGGCGCCCAGUGACUACGAAACCACCCUCAUUGAAGUAGUCGACAACUGAUUAAGUUGCGUGCUGCAAUGCAAGCUAUUGUGGAUUUCUCCACAUUUAGAUUUUGUUGAUUAUAUUACCUAUAGUACCCAUCGCAUAAAUGCUUCAGAGUGAGAUCUGAAUCACAUCCUUCUGAAUUUUAUAGGAGGAGAUUAUCAUUUUCGGGAGAUGCACUGUAAUGUUGCAGUUCACUGAAAUAUUUACCCUUACCAUGAAACUUUUUGUACCGUGUGAGAAUUUUAUGUUUUGUGAUGGUUCCUUGUACUUCUUUACAUGCUACUGCUGAAAAUAAUGAAAUUAAUAAUUGGAACUCUUUGCUUAGAUUA
Molecule: messenger RNA, 2118 nt
Organism: Asparagus officinalis (garden asparagus)
Lineage: Eukaryota; Viridiplantae; Streptophyta; Magnoliopsida; Asparagales; Asparagaceae
Product: 2,3-bisphosphoglycerate-independent phosphoglycerate mutase-like
Exons: 10
Coding region: 125-1804 (559 amino acids)
Biological process (GO): glucose catabolic process
Cellular component (GO): cytoplasm
Molecular function (GO): manganese ion binding
Source: RefSeq, a predicted model, not a curated record